GGGCGAAGUCUUGUUGUGCAUCGCGCGUGGCGUCUGCGUCGUUGAGAUAUAACCACGAUAUAACGUGUCAUCGGCCGGUUUUGAGGUUUCUGAGUAAUUCGAGUCUGAAACAGAGUCGGAAAGUGCGCCGCACAGCUUUCGGGGGUCAUAAUCGAGACGGCGCUGCUGACCAGUCGUGGGCACAUGUCUGCGGCUUGCUUGAGACUGUCUGGAGCGACAGAGCAGCUCGGAAAAAACCGCGUUUUAAGGCUUACAGUUCGACUUGAGUAAGGCACCCGGCGGCAAUGGCGGAACCCCAGUUCAUCGCGACGGACUCUAUCGACGGCGUAUGGCCCUUCCUUCAGAGCAUCGAAUGGCGGGAUCCAUGGCUAGCAAUUCUUCUGACGUUUCACGUAGCAGUAACAACGACGGCUCUGAUGACCAGGAAUCAUGCAAAUUUUCAAAUACUUCUGUUCCUCAUACUCCUUCUCCUUGUUUAUUUUUCCGAAAGUAUUAACGAGGCUGCUGCCACGAAUUGGAUGGUAUUCUCAAGACAGCAAUACUUUGACUCGAAGGGUCUUUUCAUUUCCAUUGUAUUCUCCGUUCCGAUACUGAUGAACUGCAUGAUUAUGAUAGCGAGCUGGUUGUAUCAAUCCAGCCAGUUGAUGACGAGCCUGAAGAGAGCUCAGCUGAGAGAGCGUACAAGAAAUCGUCGCGGCGACGGUGAUUCGACAAACGCGAACGGUAAAUCAACGAGACAGAAACAGGAGUAAUGAGCGUAAGAAAAAUCUAGUCAGACAUGAUGCAUACAUGUAUGAGAGAUAUGAAGAAAGAUAAAAGAAGUCAACACCUAUCUACAUCGAGAAAUGGUACUGUACGAUAUGACGGCGAUUAUAUUCUGAAACGAGAAUGAAGAUAGGUACUAUAGAUGAUAACUAUAUAUGCACACUGAUGAUAAUUACUGUAAAAUAUAUAAAAUAUAAGCGAUGUGUGCGCGUGUGUGUAUUAUAUACUGAAAUUUUUUCCGGGCGGAAAAAGAGUGAGAGAAAGGAAGAAUGAGAGAAAUUUCGGGAGAAGUGGAGAAAAACGAAUCUUUGGGUCUGCACGUGUCGCGAUCACGAAUUGUGUCGCGUUUCAAUAUCUCUUUUCCCUUUUUACAGAGGGAAAUUGACAAGCAUAUAAUAAUAAUGGUGAGGCGAAAACGUAAAUACACUGACAUCACAACGGAUUGAAUGUAUCCUGCAACCUAGCUGAUUAUUUGAAAAUGGAAACACACUUGAAGCAGACAUAUUUGAAACGUUAAUGGCGGGCAUAGCGAGUUCUCCACCUUGCGAGUUUGACCCGAGCGUUUAUUUGAUCACGGCCGUGAAUUUUUUAUAUUAAGUCCUCCUCGGCUUUCCUAGCUCUGAUAGAGUAUGUUGGAAUCAAAAUAAACACGCAAAUCGAAAGAUAUGUUAGACCCACGUGACGAUGACCAUUGGAUUUCUCUGAAUUCUGUCUUUGCUGCGAGGUUGUUACGCGACUCAAUUCGACCCGUUAUAACGUGGCGAACAAUUAUUAUUAUGUUUAAUUAAGCGCGUUAAUAUUUCACGUGUACGUGUACAAUUUAUAAGCUUUGCAUAUUUAUAAGUUUCGACGAAAAUGCUUAAUAUCGUUAACGGAUUGAAUGUUUGUAAUUUCUUUUUCAUCUUUGCUUACAAUAUUUCAUACGCUUUAUAAAAAUAAUUAUAAAUCGUCUACGUAAUAAAUUAUCUGCGCAUACAUUCCCGUGACUUAUAUGAUAUGAUAUGAGAUACAAUUUUUUUUUUAUCUGCUGUAGAGAAAAUUUUGAUUUUGUCUCUAUGAGUGAAGGGAUUCAGUUGCUGUUUGCCUGUGCUGAUUGUUUUUCGUAUAUGAUUAUUUGUUACGAAGUAAAUGCGAAUAAACCAAAAGACGUACAGGAGUAUUUUCAUUGAACUCUAUUAUAAGUUCAGUGGGUAUUUUUUAUUCUAUGAUAAAACGUUUGUGCGAGUGUGUAAAGAGGAAAUGUACUUAUGUAUACAUAUAUGUAUAUUUAUACUAAUAGAUCACGUGUGAUAAAAUAAAUACGAUACGACAUACCUAUAAAGUAUCUGCCGCUGCAAUAUUUAUAUAAUAUGAUUGUAUUGGGUGUGGAUGAUCGAUGUGGCGAUUUAAACAAUCUCGCAACAAUAUUUGGAAACAAAGGAAAAUUAAGAAAUUGUAUUUGUAUGAAUAAUCUCAUUUCCCUUACUUGUUUUUAUCUUGUUUGUUUUUAUGAUUGCUAGUGUAAUAUUAUAUUAUAUAUUGUCAAUUUAAUAUUGUCAAUUUACCCACCACGCAUUUUCUUGCCUUGCCUUGAUAAUAGUAAAUUAUCCAACUGCAAUCACAAAGAUCUAUUUGUAUGUAAUAUGAUACAUAUUUUAGUGUUUUUGUUAUAAGUCUUACAGAAUUAUAUAACAAAAUAACUGUAAUAACCUGUAUUAGGUAAUAAACAUGUGCCAGACAUA
Molecule: messenger RNA, 2486 nt
Organism: Diprion similis
Lineage: Eukaryota; Metazoa; Arthropoda; Insecta; Hymenoptera; Diprionidae
Gene: Tmem18
Product: transmembrane protein 18
Exons: 5
Coding region: 285-752 (155 amino acids)
Cellular component (GO): nuclear membrane
Source: RefSeq, a predicted model, not a curated record